AACACAGUCAGAAGAAGAAGAGAGUGCAAGUAACAGAAGAAGAAGGCAGAAGGAAAACAAUCGCCUUCGCAAUCAGAAUGGACACAAAGCAACUAGCAAUGAAAGCCAAUCUCAAGCAACAAUGAGCCUAAAGAAACGGUCACGCCUGGAUCUGGAUAUGGAUCCAUUAUCGGUCGGGGCAGUUGUCACCAGCAACAGUGGCUCUGCAUCAUUUGGUGGACAGGUGCAGAGUCAAUGUCAGAGUCAGAGUCAAAGCUUAUUCCUCAGCAGCACCAAUGGUGUUGUCAACAAUUUGAGUAACACAGCUGGCGCUCAAAUCUUUUUGACCAUAUGCGGUGAUGAGAACUCCGAAGAGGAUGAGUAUUAUGCCAUCAAGCAGGAACCCGAUUUGGAUGUACAUACACUAUUGCCGACCAAUCUGCAGCUUCCCACUGGUUGUGAGAUUUAUCUGGUUAAGGACACCGCACAGGUCAGCAGUCCCACUCAAUUGGCCCCGAAUCCAUCGACCAUUAAAUUGGAACCAGACUCGAUAGCUGAUAAUUGUAAUUUAAAUGUGAAGAAGCUUCUAUUUGUCAGUGGACAAGUAGCGGGAACCACUACAGCAACUACAACACCAACCUUGGCCACAUCCACAACCAUGUCCCAUUCCAUACUUGUGGAAAAUCACCAGGCAACCCAAUCCACCCUUCCACCCAUAACUGGAACUGUUCAGUCACAGACCCAACCUCAUCAGCAUCAGCAGAACCAGCAGUUGCACUCCUCCACUCAAUCAAGCUCGUCCCAAUUGCAGUCCAAUGUCAAAGUUGAUUUGGCCUACAAGAAACGAGAUGACAAACGUCGUGCCACCCAUAAUGAGGUUGAGCGACGACGUCGCGAUAAAAUUAAUUGUUGGAUAUUUAAACUUAAGGAAAUGCUGCCCACGGAGGGGAAUCGUUAUAAGCCCAAUACCCAAAUGGAUGAGGCCACCUCAUCCAGUUCGAGCAUUAGCCAAAAGAGUAGUCAAACCAAUCAAAAUGGACGCACACCACCCAACGAUUCCAAGUCGCAAAUACUUAUCAAAGCCUGUGAUUAUAUCAAGAGCAUGCAAAACGAGAUUGACAAUUUAAGAGAAUGCUUGCGUGAGUCGGAUAAUCUGCGUCUGAGUAAUCAGGCAUUGCGCGAUGAGCUGGACAGUCUAAGGCAGCAGCAGGAGUUGCGGCAGCGUUAUCAUGGCACAACAUCCAGUGCUGGUAAUGGUGGUGCCAGCGGUGGAUCUUUCAAUGUGACGCUAAAUUCUUUAAAUAGUUCAGCUACAAGUGACCUGUUCGAGGGCAUAGAUACCACAGCAACUCUGGCCACUGUGUCCUCAAUAAAUUUCACAAAACGUGGCCUAUUGAUAUCCGAUUACGAUGAGUAAACAAGUACCAACCAGACAGAUGCCCACAAAAUGGGAGUGUAAACUUGACUCGAGAAACGAUUUCAUGUAAAAAUGAAAGGCGGCAAUGAAGCGCUGGCGCAUUGAUAAGCCCCCCCCCUCCCCCCCAAAAAAAAAAAAACACACACACACACACAAUAAAACCAUGCAACCAAAGAUGAUGAUAAACUAGCGAAAUGUUAAAGAAUAUUCUUGUUAUCGGAUAUGUUGGAACUGUUUGGUCCGUUGGAUAUGUUUAUUUUAUGAUUUUGUUUUGUUUUUGUUUAUCAAUUUUUCUUCGUGCUGACUUCAGCUGAAAAUUUAUUUUGCCAUCGCAGCCGCUGCAAAAAACAAAAAAAAAAAAGCUACCUAUAUGUGUUGCCAUCGAUUAAGGAUCAUGAUCAUCAUGCUAAGGAUUAAAUGUCCUUAGCACUUUACGUUUAGAGAUAUACAUACCUACCUAUACCUAUAUACAUACCUACCUACCUAUUUACUUAUAUACC
Messenger RNA from Drosophila willistoni, 1896 nucleotides. RefSeq lists its product as uncharacterized. Lineage: Eukaryota; Metazoa; Arthropoda; Insecta; Diptera; Drosophilidae. Bases 122 to 1396 code for a protein of 424 amino acids. The record is from RefSeq and is a predicted model, not a curated record. Gene Ontology annotation, molecular function: RNA polymerase II cis-regulatory region sequence-specific DNA binding; DNA-binding transcription factor activity, RNA polymerase II-specific; protein dimerization activity. The transcript has 2 exons. Gene Ontology annotation, biological process: regulation of transcription by RNA polymerase II.